Messenger RNA from Diorhabda sublineata, 1688 nucleotides. Its product is annotated as cytosolic beta-glucosidase-like. The transcript is spliced from 10 exons. NCBI's taxonomy places the organism in Eukaryota, Metazoa, Arthropoda, Insecta, Coleoptera, Chrysomelidae. Bases 155 to 1657 code for a protein of 500 amino acids. The record is from RefSeq and is a predicted model, not a curated record. Gene Ontology annotation, biological process: carbohydrate metabolic process. Gene Ontology annotation, molecular function: beta-glucosidase activity.
AAUCAGUAUAUUCAAAAAUGAUUGAUUGGUAAUAUUACCUAGAAGUGGUUUAUUUUUUAACUCAAUCCCCUUGAUUAUCAGAUCAGAAAAAGCUAUUAUAAGGUCGUGAGAUAUAUAUCAAAUUUCCAGUUACUUCAUAUAUUUAUCAAAUAAUAUGAAGGUGUUCAGUAGUCUUUUAAUAUUUCUAGGAAUUCUUGCUAUUGGUUCUACGGAUGGCGAUGAAGAGUUUGCGAAUUACAAUGUAACAAACCGAAAAUAUCCAGAUGGAUUCAAAUUCGGAGUAGCCACUGCUGCAUACCAGAUCGAGGGAGCUUGGAAUCUAGAUGGAAAAGGUGAACAAAUUUGGGAUACCUUCUUUCACGAACAUCCCGAAAGGUCUAAUGAUGGAACUAACGGAGACGUUGCUACUGAUUCAUAUCAUCUUUAUAAAGAAGAUAUUCGUUGUAUGAAGGAAGUUGGAGUUGAUUAUUACAGAUUAUCUAUCGCAUGGUCCAGACUUUUGCCCGAUGGGACUAUUGAUAAUGUAAAUAAAAAUGCUAAAAACUAUUAUACCAGUUUAUUUGAAGAAUUAAGAGCGAACGGAAUCGAAGUUAUGGUAACUUUAUACCAUUGGGAUUUGCCUACAGCACUUGAAAAGCAAGGAGGUUGGUUGAAUCCACAAGUCGUUGAUUGGUUCACUGAUUAUGCAACCUUAUGUUAUCAUCUUUAUGGAACUUACGUAAAAGAUUGGGUCACCAUUAAUGAACCCAAACAAAUUUGCCACGUCGGUUACGGAGACGGAGGUUAUGCGCCUGGUGUCAGGUCACCAGGAGUUGGAGAAUACACGUGUGCCAGACAUAUUCUGUUAGCUCACGCUAAAGCCUGGAGGGUGUUUGAUACCCAGUACAGACCAACCCUAAAAUCUAGAAACACCAUCGUUGUUGAUUCUGAUUGGUAUGAACCAGCAACCUCUGCUGAUGAAGAAGCUGCUGAAACUAAACUUCAAUUCGUGCAUGGAAUGUACAUGCAUCCAAUUGUAUUCGGUAAUUGGCCACAAAUUAUGAUUGACAACGUUGCCAAAUUUAGCCAGGUACAAGGUUUCAAUGAAUCACGUUUGCCAGCUUUUUCCAAUGAAGAAAUUGAGUUGAUUAAAGGUACUUUUGACUUCAUCGCCAUUAACCACUAUACCACAUAUAUGGUGAAAGCUCGUAGUCAACCUUCUUACGCUGUAAGUUGGGUUGCUGAUUCUGGUGUAGAUUCGUAUCAAAAAGAUACUUGGGAAACUGCAGCUAUCGGAUGGUUCAAGAAAGUUCCAUGGGGCUUCGGAAAACUCCUUAGAUGGCUACGCAAGACUUAUGGAGAUCUUGAAAUUGUUGUUACUGAAAACGGUGUAUCUGACAGAGAUGGAAGUCUUCAAGACCAACACAGGAUUGAAUAUAUAAAGAACUAUAUGAGUCAUUUAAUCGAUGCCAUCCACGACGGAGUUCGAGUUACUUCAUACACUUUAUGGAGUAUCAUUGAUAAUUUCGAAUGGACCCAAGGUUUCAACGGUAAACUAGGAAUUUACUUCGUGAACCAAUCCGACCCAAAUCUACCAAGAAUUGCCAAGGACUCAUCUAGAUAUUAUGCCAAUGUCAUCAAAACUAAAUGUUUAUUAGAUCAAUGCGUGGACAACUAAUAAAUCACGAAAUAAAACAAUAAAAAAGUAA